AUGAGUCUAUUACGCCCCGAGAUGCUGCAGGUUGUAGCACAAAGUCUCGGCCUGGACGACCUUAGUGACGAAUGUGUCGGUAAUUUACUGCCAGAGGUGGAACUGCGAGUGCGAGAGGUCGUGCAGGAUGCUCUCAAGUUCCAGCGGCACUCACGACGGCCCCAAUUGGACCCCACGCACAUUAAUCAGGCCCUCCAAGCGCGUAAUUUAGAGAGUUUGUAUGGGUUUUCAGCUCCUGGACACGUCAAGUACAAGCCAUGUGAAGACAACGAGUCGCUCUUUUUCGUAGAAGAGGAAGAACUGGAACUUUCUGAGCUCUUGAAUGCCCCAUUGGGCCAAAUUCCACUCCAACCGGUGCUUAAUGUGCACUGGUUGGCUGUAGAUGGCGUGCAGCCGCUCAUUCCUGAGAAUGAAUCGGUGGAGGAUGAUUCGACGUGUCAUACGUCAAUCAAGGACGAAGCUUUUACCAACAAUGUGGACAGAAAACCUCGUGUCAAGCACGUACUGACUGAAGAAAUGCAGCUCUAUUAUACUACAGUGACGGAGGCUGUCAAAAGUGAUGACUUUGAGCUACAACGCGCGGCUUUUACGAGUCUCGCUCAAGAUCCCGGUAUCCAUCAGCUGCUGCCGUACUUUUCACGCUUCAUUUAUGAAGAGGUGAAACAUAGUAAUCACGAUCUGUCGCUUUUGUUUUCGCUCAUGCGAGCGUGUCGCUGUCUACUUGUAAACCAGACUCUACAUGUCGAACUCUAUCUGCAUCAAUUGAUUCCUGCUAUUUUGACUUGUGUGCUCGGUACACAGCUCUGUGAGAAUCCUGCGGAUGACCAUUGGGCUUUGCGCAAGUACGCAGCCAAACUGGUGGCUCAUAUUUGCGAGCGCUAUGGUGAAAAAUACGCCAAUAUCCAGGCACGCGUUUCAAAAACGUACCACAAGGCAAUCACAGACCCGGUGUGUCCGUUUUCGACUCAAUAUGGUGCUCUUCAUGGAAUGCUGUUUUUGGGCCCUCUGGUAAUGGAAAGUUUGCUUUUCCCAAAUUUAGAGGGGUACUACCGACGACUGGAGCCAGCAGUAUCAUCGUCCAAUCCCAAUCUUGUUGAAAGACUUGAAGCUCAAAACUGUCUCGGCAUUCUCGUGCACGCUUCUGGAACCUAUUUUUCAAUGUCCGACUCUAUGAAUCGUGGUGCGUCGCCGUCGCUGUCAUCGUCUACGCUAAGCGAUAUCGUGGCUCUUUUGUACGACGCUUUCGGUGAGAGUCUCUUGCCCUACAUUCGGCCAGAUCAGCCAGCCAGUAUGAUCGACAUAUGUCUGUAG
Peronospora farinosa is the source of this 1311-nucleotide messenger RNA. Lineage: Eukaryota; Oomycota; Peronosporomycetes; Peronosporales; Peronosporaceae. The record is from the annotation of a GenBank genome assembly.